Physella acuta is the source of this 1638-nucleotide messenger RNA. Its product is annotated as GATA zinc finger domain-containing protein 14-like. NCBI's taxonomy places the organism in Eukaryota, Metazoa, Mollusca, Gastropoda, Physidae. The record is from RefSeq and is a predicted model, not a curated record.
UGUAAAACUAGUUUUUUUUUAACAUGCAUACAUUAUGCUUGUGACAUAUAAAAAGCCAGCUCAUUCAUGUCACAUAUGUGUUAAAGUGUGUGAUGAUAUAGAUGUGUGUGCAUUAAGAUGAGGAUCGCGAGUGUUUUUGUUUUGAUUGGUUUAGUAACAGCGGGCAAAGCUGCCGUAUGUCCAGUCUGUACCAACUGGCACGAUCAUCAGACAUGCACGGAAAUUGCCGAGUGCCACCAACAUCACGAUGUAUGCGAAUUGAUCAUUCACUUGAGAGAUUUGAACAGGAUUGAACUGACAUGCCGUAAUGCCAAUGCAUGUUUUCACCAAGAACUACAGGACUGUGACGUCCACCACCACGAGCGCUGCUCAUUCUGUUGUGUCGGCGAGACAGGCGCAUGCGCACUCCAACUGGAUCUGCUCUUUACAACUUUGUUAGUACCUGGGGGAGGCGCCUUGAAUACAACGACUACGCAUGCGACAACGACACAUAUUGUACCAACAACAACACCUACGCCAACAACGACAACCACUCACCCAACGACAACUACUCACCCAACGACAACCACACACCCAACUACUACCACACACUCAACUACAACCACACACCCAACUACAACCACACAUCCAACCACAACAACAACCACACGGCCAACAACAACCACACAUCCAACUACUACCACACAUUCAACCACAACCACACACCCAACCACAACCACACACCCAACCACAACUACACAUCCAACUACUACCACACACCCAACUACAACUACCACACGCCCAACGACAACUACACACCCAACCACAACUACACACCCAACCACAACCACACACCCAACUACAACUACCACACGCCCUACGACAACCACACACCCAACCACAACCACACACCCUACCACAACUACACACCCAACCACAACCACACACCCAACUACAACUACCACACGUCCUACGACAACCACACACCCAACCACAACUACACAUCCAACUACAACUACCACACGCCCAACUACAACUACCACACGCCCAACCACAACCACACACCCAACUACAACUACCACACGUCCUACGACAACCACACACCCAACCACAACUACACACCCAACCACAACUACACAUCCAACUACAACUACCACACGCCCAACUACAACUACCACACGCCCAACCACAACCACACACCCAACUACAACAACCACACGCCCAACUACAACUACCACACGCCCAACCACAACCACACACCCAACUACAACAACCACACCGACUACCACAACGACACCUUUACAACCCAACUACUGCAUCCAGUGCAACGUCAGUGAGCCGUGUGACGCCUACACCGUUCAGGUCACCCCACCCCGCCAGUGUGACGCCAGCCAUCCCUACUGCUUCACCACCAUCGUCCAGAACAGCGAGGUCAAGGACAUCUACAAAGGGUGCGCAGACGAGCAUUUUUGCCAGACUCGCUGGCUAGGCUCCACUCAGCACAAACCUCUGUGCUUUGAGAACGACUACACCGGGCUGGUUCUAGACGACUGCACCUUCUGCUGCCGUGGCAUCGGCUGCAACCUUCCCGUCAAGCCCUACGACCCGUCCCUGAUUCACGUCUUCCCUUGAUUAAAUAUGAAUUUUAUUAGCAGACUC